Messenger RNA from Dreissena polymorpha, 1931 nucleotides. RefSeq names its product nuclear transcription factor Y subunit alpha-like. Gene Ontology annotation, biological process: regulation of transcription by RNA polymerase II. NCBI's taxonomy places the organism in Eukaryota, Metazoa, Mollusca, Bivalvia, Myida, Dreissenidae. The record is from RefSeq and is a predicted model, not a curated record. The coding region runs from base 58 to 810 and encodes 250 amino acids. The transcript is spliced from 7 exons. Gene Ontology annotation, cellular component: CCAAT-binding factor complex. Gene Ontology annotation, molecular function: RNA polymerase II cis-regulatory region sequence-specific DNA binding; DNA-binding transcription factor activity, RNA polymerase II-specific.
GGAUUUACUGUAGGGUAUACAUUUCGAACAAGCGCCAUUACGUGAAAAUAAAGCACCAUGAGUGAUGGUCCAGAGUACGCCAUCUACGACUCGGAUGGGCAUCAGUUGACCUUGAAUGAGAAUGGAGAGCCCAUUCAGCAGAUACAGUACGUCACGGCCGACGGACAGGUGGUGUCUGCAGAGCAGCUCAUGGCUGGCAACAAUGUUAUACAGGUGAGUAACUCCCAGGCCAGUCUGCUGCAGCAGGCUGGUCAGCAAGUGCUUGUACAGAACACUCAGCCUCAGACUGCACAGCAGCAGCAAGCCACAAUGUUGGGCGGGUCAGGAGUUCCCAACACGAUGGGUAUCCCCCAGAUGCUGUUCCUCAAUCAGAUCACGGUGGGCGGACAGACCUCAUUCGUCCUCGUGGAUGCCAACAACAAGCCCGUCCAGUUACCACAAGGUAUACAGGUGAUUAAUCUUCCAUCACAGCAGCAAGGGGCGCCGAUAGCCAUGCCCGGCGAGACUGGAGAAGAACCUCUCUAUGUGAACGCUAAGCAAUACAACCGUAUACUGAAACGGCGCCAGGCGCGAGCUAAACUGGAGUCCCUUGGCAGAAUACCCAAAGAAAGACAGCGUUAUCUGUACGAGUCCAGACACAAGCAUGCCUUAAAACGACAGAGAGGCUCGGGGGGAAUAUUUAUCAAUAACGCUAAGAAAGACGAACAAACAAACGGUUCAAUGAAACAGGAACACAGUGAUCUUGAUGGAGAUUUCCAACUCCCUGUUGUCACUCAGUCCUCGGAUUUAGUCCUGGGACUGAAUACAUAGAGAGGGCGUAGUGGAUAUAAAACUGUGACAGUGUAUAUAAGUUGUGACGGCUAAAGGGCCCAGUCUUGACUAUGUGAGCUUCGUUCAGGGAAAACAUGUCUAAAUGCUUAUGAGUUAAGUGUCAACCCAGAUUAUUAGGGCUGACACUUUCUGCCUAGACUGGAUUUAAGUUCUGAAGAGACUUCAUUAACACGAAAAAUUCCACGAAAGCUGAAGCUGUCAUCUGAUUUGUGGAUUUCACGUGAAGAUCUGGGACAAUAUUUGAUGCCCAUGCAUUAAGCACCAUUUUCUCAGAACGUGUCUUAUUCAAUGAUCUGUCCACCUAUAUAUGUUUUGCUACUAAGGAAUGUAAAACAAUGUAAAACAAAUAGCCAUAUUGUUCUGUUCUCCCAGGGAAAUAUUGUGCCACUAAAACAUGGAAACCUACUCUAGUAACUUAAGUCAGAAUUUAGUCGCAUCUUGCAAAAAUGUGUCUUAUGCCAUAUGUAACAUAGUGUUGACUGGGGACAAAUUUGAACCACGCAAUUAAAAAAUGUUGUCUGAUGCCAUAUGUGGCCAGCGUAGCUCCAGACCAGCCUGCGCAUUUGUUGAUUUUGGUCGGUAAGCUACCAUGUUGAUUAUUCACACAAGGUUUGGUAGACAGCCUAGCUACUGAGCAGUCUGCACUUGUGCCAGUUUUCACUUCAAACAGCUGAAAAAAAGCUAUGAGCUGUUGAGGCUACUGACACUUCUACUGGUAGUAGUUCCAUCACUUUAUUUAUGAUUGUAUUUAGUAUGUAAGAAUAUAUUCUGAACAGGGUCAGUAUUCAACGUUUUAAUGGUAAUUUAAAUGAAAGUAAAUGAAUGGAGCUUGUAAUAAGUAAUGUAUUAUGUAUUAUAAGCAAUAUAUAUUGGACAGUUGUUAUGUAAAGUUAAAGUUGACUAAACUGUACAAAUGCUUUUCAUAUCUAAGGUAAGUGCUUUAAAAUUGAUGUGAUGUCUGUGUUGAUCAUGCCUUCAUCCUUGUUACACUUCCUUGUACAUUAUUGACAUUUCCAUUUCAUGUAUCAUUGUAUGCAUCCAUACAGUUAAUGUGUGUUAUUUAUGUCAGUAAGUCGAUUAAAAUAAAUUUAUAACAGUUA